AUGGAGAGCGUGUGCCGGAGCUCUGUACCGUUAGAUCAGUGCAGUGAGAAAACUGAAGAUGCUGCGCAGACGACUGCAAACUCUUUAUUGCAGAAAUACGACAGCACGGACCUGCAGGAGCUACUCAGCAUGACCACCUGCAGUUGGCUGUUCGGUGGAGGAGAACACAGCCUGCAUCUGGAUAAACAUCCGGGCAUCAUCAGGCAAAUGAGCGUCACCUCAGACCCAAACAUAACUAUUCUUGCUCCCAUCGACUCACGUCUGCCCCUAGACUACAAGGUUGUUCAUCAGAUUGUGAGAGAGCUGACUGUGGGAAUAUAUGGGUUUAACCAGCUGCCAGUUAUCAGUCUUGAACCCAACUAUGACCAGAGCUCCACGUGCCAGUUACCACCAGCAUAUUAUGAUACAAAAGUUGGCCAGGUUCUUAUAAACAUCGACUACUCAAUGAAGACCCUCUGGCAUGGUUGUUAUUUUCCAAGAGAAAAACGUGUAGUCUUCUCAGACCAAUGGAGAAACAGCAUGGGUGUGAAUGCAGAUGGUUUGCCACAGACUAAAAAAGAUAUCCUUGCUGAGUUUCUUAAUGCAGGUUUAAUGGACAUCUCAAAUAAUCCCUGUUAUCAGGACAUUUAUAAUGAGGACAUUGAUGUAGACCCAACCUUCGAUCCCAACCGCGUCGAAGAAGAGACCCUCUUCUCACGAUACUCUGAAGACAUCCUGAUUAAACUGAGCUCGUACCUGACAUCUGUCUGCCAGCACCAAAAUCUGUUUGUGUUUGAGGGGACUCAUAGCCUCUCUAAUGUUGUUCGACUCACCGAGGAAGAGGUCGAUCUCGCCACCUACCAGAGGUUGCAGAAAAAACUUUCUGGUCACAUCAGACUGGUGAGAAAUCACCUCAGAAGAAACGCAGAAGUCUCCACGGAUCUUGCCUAUCUAAAACUGAUCACGUUCCUGGUACCCCUGCUGAUUUUCUUGAGAAAAAAGAUGCUGAUUCCUAAUCUGUCUCAAAUGCUUCCACCUUUGUCAGAUGAAAUGCUGAAAACCGAACGAGAGGUACCGCCACAUAUCGUCGGACCAGAAUUUGCAUGCAAGCACUUUCCAUACAAGCAGGAUCAAUAUUUUCAUCUACAUGGAGGGAUUGAAUUCGAUGUUUCACCUCCUCCCCUGGAGGACAUUACUGAGGAAAUGGAGGUGGCUUUUAGGACUCUGCACACAGACGCUGUGAACUACCUGCAUGAGCUUCUUCAACAGGACCUCACUUACAAAACAGACUUUCUAAUACCACGCAGUGAGAUCGAUGGAAAAAGCUAUAAUGUCAUCUGCUUUGAGUUAGAGUCACUUUAUUCCCAGAAUAAGUGGUGGGGAGCCUUGAACUCGAGCAUCAAAACUCUAAAAGCAGAAAGACUUCCCUUGACAGACACUGAGCUACACGAACAGUUAAUGAGAACGUUUGGCCACGCUAAAACUAUGAAGUACAAGAAUGUGAAGUUUGCACUGAAGGCAGCAGCAGCGAGAGGACUGUGUGCAGUGUUUUACUCAUUAAGUCAAAGGGAAUCAUAUCUGAAUGGACACGAUGAGAAGGGUCUCUUUCUGUUGCACCACGCUGCAGCCAAUAACAAAACACACAUCAUCGUCCAGCUCGCUGCAGCAGGCGUGAACAUCAAUCAAACACGCAGCAUCAGAUUCAGAGCAGGGGGUCACUUCAUAGAAGGAGAUGGUCUCACACCAAUGCACCUCGCUGCACAAUGUGGAUCCCUUGAGUCUGUAAACUGCCUUCUUGCACUGGGAGCGUGCUAUAAAGUUGUGAACCGGAGAGGUUGGAUGCCCAUUCAUUUUGCAGCCUUUUAUGGCCAGGUGGCUUGCAUCCAAGCACUAUGCAGGAAAGACCCUACUUUACUGGAGAUUAAAACUUCUGCUGAGUAUCGCAGUUCACCACUGCUGUUGUCAGCUACCUCGGGUUCAGUGGAGGCGCUGAGCUUCUUGUUGUCCAUAAAGGCAAACUGGAGAGAUGAAGACAGCAUGGGAAAUAAUAUAGUCCAUCUAGCUGCACUUUACUUUCACACAGAUGUUCUUAGACUUCUCAUUCAGCUGAAUCUGGAUGGGCUUCAUGUGUGGAAGAUUCUUGUUGAGAUGAUUCAGGGUGAAGACUCCUGGCGAUUGGAGAUGGCUCUCAGGUCCCUUGAGGUUCUUUGUAUAAACACAGAGUCCUUCUGUGAAGACAUCAUGGAAGCAGGAGGUGUUCCCGUUCUGCUGGGGCUCCUUUCUUCAGAUAAACAGGUGGUGCAGUGCAUGGCUGCAGCUGUGUUGUGUCACAUCUCAGAAAAUGUCAAAGCUGCUGAAGAUCUGGUGCAUCUUGGGGCCAUAUCGGUCAUCAUCAACCUCCUCAGCAGCCGCCAGUCAGAGCUGCUGUCUCACUGUGCCGUCAUACUGGCUGAUCUGGCAGGACAUAGUGAUCAGUACAAAACCCUUAUUGCUCAACUGGGUGGGGGGCCUUUGGUAGUGAAGCUCCUCCUGACCUCUGACCUCCAAGAUGUUCUGGUAAAUGCCAUCAGGUGCAUCAGUACAUUAUGCACCAAAAGCCCAUGCAACCAAACUGCUGUCGCACACGCUGGAGGAAUCCCACAUCUUGUAGAAUUCCUGUCUUUGAACUCUGUACUGCAGGAGGAGGCCUGCUUGGCUCUUGCAGAGUUGGCUUGGGAUCACAAGGAAAACCAGGAGCUCAUCUGUGAAGCAGGAGCGAUCGAUGCAUUGGUGACAGCUCUUCAAGAGAGGCAGAUGUCAGUUCGGGUCAAAGCAGCCAAAGCACUUGAAUCCAUAGCCAGCCAUAAUCCAGCCAUACAGCAGUGCUUCCUUAAACAAUCAGCUGUUAAACAUCUUUUACAACUUUUAAUGGUGUUUCAGGUGGACGUCCAGGAACAGGCAGCAUCGUCUCUGUGGGCUUUGGCUGGACAAACUGCAAGGCAACAGAAACUCAUGGCAGAACAGAUUAGCAACACUUACAUACUUGGCUUUCUCCUCUCCUCCUCAGAUAAACUACAAUAUAUAGGGUGUCAAAUGGCAAUUGCUCUAUGCCGGGAUAGUUGUGCCCAUCAGGAUGAGUUCUGCGAGUUAAAUGGGGUACUGUGUUUGGUGUGCUUGCUUCGAGGGCCUGACAUAUCCCAGAAGACCUUGUUAAGUGCCAUCAAGGCCUUGGGUUUUCUUUGUGUCGGAGUGGCACUAACCGCUAAUCAAAAGAGUCAAAAUAUAAUCUCACAGCAAAAGGCCAUUCCUAUAUUAUUGGAGAUUUUAAAAGUCAAUGAAAAUCUGAAGGUCAAGGUGCAGGUGGUUCAGACGCUUGCCCGUGUGCUGCUGGGAAACCAAAAACUCCAGAAUGCGUUUUGGGAAAAAGAGGACUUCUCAUAUGAGGUCAUUCUGGAACUUUUAAAAGCUGAAGACAAAAACAUUUCCCUGGAUGCUGGAUGUGCAUUAUCUCUAUUUGUAUUGCACAGCAAAUCUCAACAGAGGGCAAUUCAACAAACGCAUGCAAUUUCAAUGAACACGUAUGAGACCUUUUUAAAAUCAGACAAUGAGAUUGAAAGAGCUGAGGCUGCAUUUCAGAUAGUUUUGUUAGCCCGAGCGAUUACAGGGUCAGAUGAAGUUACUUUGACUGCAAGAGGCAUCACUGUUCUUGUUGAAUUAUUACAGUCGCUGCAAUCUACUACUGUUAUCAUCGCAGCUCAACACCUUGCUAGUCUGGCACACAUGAGAGCAGGUUUAAUUGAUGCUAUUAUCACCACGGGCACUGUAGAGGAUCUCUGUGCUCAUUUAAACUCAGAGGACACAGAGGUUCAAACUGCUUGUGCAAGCGCUCUGGGUUACCUCACCUUCAAUCGUCAAGCUCAUCGACAACUUUUGGGGAAAUGCAGACGGGUCCCUGCCAUGUAUGAUCUUCUAAUGAACAAUAUAGCAAGAGAUGCCAAAAUCUCAAAAUUCUUCACAGGAGAGUUUAAAAGACUAAAAAGAAAAGGGUUUCCAUCCCUAAGUUUGGAGAUAAAUGGUGCCCCCCCUGUGGCUCAGCAACAUAAAAGGGAGGAUAGUUGGAGUGCUGGACGUGGUCAGUCAGCAAGCUAUGCGAGGGAGACGCCAGCUGGUGUGUCGCAUCAUGAAAAACACAGGACAAGAAACAUUAACCCCAGAGUCAGGGUGGGACAGAGGCCUUAAAGCCUCUCCGACUGUCUAUUAAAUUAAAAUGAGUACAUUGAAAGGGCAUGAACAAUGUACAUUUAUCAUAGCUUUGCAAUGCAAUUCAUGCAAAAAUGUUUAAAAAUAUACUUUGAAUUUACACGCAUAAACAGAAACAUUAAAAAUUCUUUAAAGAGCACCUAUCGUCCGAUUCACGCUUUUACAUUUCCUUUGGUGUGUAAGUGUUUAUUAGUACAUGUUAACGUACUAACGUACUCCAACGUAAAUCUCUUUUCUUGGACUACAACAAACACAGACAUUGUAGGCAACAGUUUACUUCCUGGGAUUGAUGUAGAUUGAUUGUCAUAAUUCCUUAGCCUGUAAGUUAACUCCUGUUAGCAUUGCAUUGUGAGCGAAUCUUUCAAACAUGGUAGGGAGCUUCACAUUUCCUGCUUCAAGACCUAUAUCUCUGCAUCAGAACAUGUAAGAGACAUGGGGGUGGCAUGACAUCAUGAUCAUUACCUGAGGUUUGUCCGUUUGUGCCAUUGUUGGGUUUGACCCAGGUGUUUGCAGCUAUAUUAUCAGAAUUAAUCUACUCUGAAAGUUAAGUUUGGGCGGCAAAAGAUGUCUGUUUAUGUUGUUGCUGCUAAAACCAUCUGGUCUCUGGGCAUCUUUUCACACAGGGAUAGAUCUUAUAGAUGGAUCAUUUGUUCAAAUAUUUUUAUUUAACACAACAUGAUAAUGUGCUCACAACUACAAACACCAUGGAGGUGAAGCUACUAAUAUAAUAUAUUUUUGCUUUGGUGUUACUGAAAGGCAAACUUCAUUGUAACAGCAAGACAAUUUAAAACAACAUAAGAAUACAAUCUGCAAGAAAUUAAAUCUG
Paramisgurnus dabryanus is the source of this 5044-nucleotide messenger RNA. RefSeq names its product ankyrin and armadillo repeat-containing protein-like. NCBI's taxonomy places the organism in Eukaryota, Metazoa, Chordata, Actinopteri, Cypriniformes, Cobitidae. The record is from RefSeq and is a predicted model, not a curated record. Gene Ontology annotation, molecular function: protein binding.